This is a messenger RNA of Fulvia fulva, 486 nucleotides long. RefSeq lists its product as uncharacterized. The record is from RefSeq and is a predicted model, not a curated record. The transcript has a single exon. NCBI's taxonomy places the organism in Eukaryota, Fungi, Ascomycota, Dothideomycetes, Mycosphaerellales, Mycosphaerellaceae. The coding region runs from base 1 to 486 and encodes 161 amino acids.
AUGUCUCAAGCAUCAAUAUCGUCAAGCCCAACCUCUGAAAUAACUCCAGCAUACGACACCCUAAUACGAAGCGCCAUACCAGUGACAGCCCGCCUCAGCCAGCCCCCUCCAGCGUACGAAGACAUUCAAACCAUAUCUGGAAAAUACUGGUUCGUCCUAAACCACAAGCAGCGACAAGCACCACCAGCUCAACAGCCACGUUUCCGAGACUUCAUCAAGGAGAAGCUGCUCCGCAAGAAGGCCGAGCCUCCGACCGAGCAGCAAAGAGGACAUAUAGACCACAUCGAGAUCGCAGGCAUCUGCUUAAGUUAUGAGAGCGCGCUAGAAUGCUGGCGGACGCUCCUUAGACCGGAUUACCCUUACGACCGUGUCCAAACCUUGGCGCUUAUGGCACAGGACCAGCUUUUGGCCCCGGUCUUGGAUCACGACGGAGUCAAAGUGCAGGAUUGCGUUGGUGUGAGGUUCCUCAGGGUUGAUGGUAUUUAG